UACUGGAAGCUGCAAAAGCCUUGACACCGACAUCGUGCCUGGAGUAUAGUCUUCUAGGUAUCUUUGAAGGCUCACAGCGUCCAUGAGUCUUCUACCACCGAGUCGCAUCCUAUCCAGCGUCAUUUCUCAUAAUGGCCGUGGCCGUGAUUCUGGUGCGCUCCGAAGACUGGGCAGGAAACGAAUUUGGCUGGCCAACGAUCCAGCUUUCGACAACCGCAACCCCGUGGGAUGAGCUGGAUUUGGGAACACGACUGCGGGCCAUCUCGAGACGAUGGUGCCGUUUACAAAGCAAUCCGGAUGUCUACUCCAACAACCCCUCACCGAUAGCGAACCACUAUACGCUUUCCAAGCCCCUGAUUAUCCCCGACGCCACGCCUAAACGCUCGCAACGACUGUUAGCGCGAUGUGACAUCCCCGAGUCAAAUGACGGGGUGGUUGACCCCGCCCGGACUGGCGAAGAGGCUCGCCAGCGACCUCCUCCUCGAGACAGUGCUGCGCCUGCGCCGACACCAACGCCGACGAGUGCGGGCAAUCGACAGGAACGUCGUAGAGACUCCAUCCUCAAUGACCCGACUAUGGACUACCUGCUCGACUUCUCGUCUGAGGAGGGAUUCUACCAGUUCGCCAAGAAGAAGAAAAAGGCGGCCACCCCCGCCGCUGUGAACUGGGAUGAAAUGAAGAAGGAUGACGUACCCCCAGCCGACGAUGGCGGCGGCAGUGGCGGCGAUCAGAACGGUGGCGAUGCUGGAAAUGCUGGAGGCGACGGUUCCGGCGCCGGCGAUGGUAACGGAGACGAUAAGAAGGAUGACGGCAAGAAGGACGACGACAAGAAAGACGACGACAAGAAGGAUGAUAAGAAGGACGAAGGUGGAGAUCCUCCUCCUGAAGAUGAUUGGACUGCCUCUGUGCCAGUUAGUAGCAAAAAGAAGAAGAAGAACAAGAAGGGGGUUGUUGUUGAGGAGCCGGCCGGACCAACUGUACCUGAAGUUCCCGAAGUUAAGCUCGACGCUUUCGACGAAAUCAAACUCGAUGACACAGCGCCCAAUCUCGACUUGAACUUUGAAACCGGAACCGCAGAUACAAAGACGAGUUCUUUUGGCACAUGGGGAACUAGCUGGAACACCGGGACUACGGGGACUACCAGUACGACAUGGGAUUGGUCAGGGGCUAAAGAUGGAGCUAAGAGCAAGGAGGAAGCAAAAGAGGAUGCCACCAAAGCGACUAAGGACGACGAUUUUGGAUUCUCACUUAGCACCAGCAAAAAGGACAAGAAGAAGAAAGGAAGCAUUUGGGAUCCCGAGCCCGAGCCCGAAAAGACAAAGGAACCCCUCGCUGCGAGCCAAGAUCUAGGGCCGACAAAAGCUGCUGAAGAUGAUCUCUGGGGUGGAGGAUGGGGAGCCCCGACGACAAAAAAGGGCAAGAAGGGUAAGAACGCAGUUGAAGAACUCGCACCAGAUUUACCUGCUGUCCCCGACCCACCUGCUGAGGCCGCCGCACUGGCGGACGACUGGUUCUCAGGGACAUCGAAAAAGGACAAGAAGAAGAAAAUCAGUGCCUUUUCGUGGGGCGAUGAACCAGAGGCCGACCCAGCACCAGAGCCACCGAAAGAGGAGGAGAAGCCGGCUGAAGAUGAUUUCUGGGGCACAAUAGGGACCAAGAAAAAGGGCAAAAAGGGUCAAAUCGCGGCACCAGAACCGGAGCCGGUACCCGAACCAGCCCCAGACCCUCCAGCAGCUGACGACAGUUGGGGCAUCUGGGGCACUGCUGCCAAAGAUAAGAAAAAGAAGGCUGAAGAGCCACCACCCCCUGAACCAGAGCCCGCCAAGUCGGCUGAGGAUGAUAUUUGGGGCCUCAGCACUUCUAAGAGCAAGAAAAAGAAAAAGGGCAAGAACGUCGAUCCAGAACCUGAGCCCAUCGUGGAGGUUGUAAAAGAGCCUGAAGUAAGUCUGUAUUGUGUCUUGCCUCAGCUCCUAUUCUUUUUCACUUCAUUUUCAUGAUUUUCUUCUUUUGCUCUCUUGACUUUUUUCUUUCUUUAUGACAUCCGUCGCAUCACUA
Truncatella angustata is the source of this 2055-nucleotide messenger RNA. RefSeq lists its product as uncharacterized. NCBI's taxonomy places the organism in Eukaryota, Fungi, Ascomycota, Sordariomycetes, Amphisphaeriales, Sporocadaceae. The coding region runs from base 132 to 1997 and encodes 621 amino acids. The record is from RefSeq and is a predicted model, not a curated record. The transcript has 5 exons.